Paramecium octaurelia is the source of this 1167-nucleotide messenger RNA. NCBI's taxonomy places the organism in Eukaryota, Ciliophora, Oligohymenophorea, Peniculida, Parameciidae. The record is from the annotation of a GenBank genome assembly.
AUGGCACAAUCUAGUAAGAGGAAAUAGUCAAGGUCUUUUGAAGAUAGCGAAGUAGCAAUUUUAACAUAAGUGAUAGUAUAGGGGGAAGUUGUUUAGGGAAGGUGGACAAAAGAUGAACAUUAAAGAUUCGUAGAGGCUCUGAGUAUUCAUGGGAAGAAUUGGAAAAAGGUAGAAGAAUAUGUUGGUACUAGGAGUGGUGCCCAAAUAAGGUAUUUUCAUAUUUGAAUCAAGAUCUCAUGCACAAAAGUUUUUCAAUAGAUUGGAGAAGGAAUUUAACAAAUAAUUUAAUGGUCUUAAGAGUUCAGAAAUUAAGCAGAUUUUCGAGAAUAAACGAUUCCACAACUACACAGAAGGCGAUUAGACAUAGAGAAGAUAAAGGACAGGGUCUAUUAAUGGUAACACAAAUAUCUUUUACAUUUUAUAUUUAGAUAUUUCCGAUGAUGAAAUUCAAGGGAAUAUAGAGUCGAUGCAAAUAGAGUGCAAUCAGUUAUUACUGCAACAACAAUAAUAAUAGAUUAAGACGUAAUUACAACAGGGAAUACUUGAUCUUAAUCUACCUGAUUCCUGUCAGCAUCAUCAGAAUACUAUGGGUCAAGUCACUAAAUAUUAAUAAUAACAAGAUAAACUGCAAAAAAAAAUACAAGAAAUUGCUGAUCGAAACUACCCAGAUGAAUUAAUUAAAGAAAUAUGUGAUUUAAACAAAGAGAAAGAUCAAAUUAUGGCUAUUGAAUAAAUCCAAAAUGCUUAUUAAUCAAUAGCUGAAGUAAAUCAAAUCGAAUAACAACAAUCUUAAAAAUAAUCGUAACCACAAUAAAUUCAAUCCGAAAACUCAUAGCAAUCAAAAGUCAAUAAUUAAAUAAAUGAAGAAUCAAGACCUGGAACUGAUGAAUCCUUCUUUCACUUCAUUAUGUAUUGAUUCUUUUAAGUAUUAGGGCAAGAAAUCAGAAGUAUAUCAAUAAUAGGAAAUUGAGCUUAUCGGAUUUGAUAGAUGUACCUAAGAAGGAUGAAAAAACAUUAGAUUCAGAAUUGUAGGAGUAAAAAUAACAAUAAUAAUAAGAGAAUGAAGGAUAAAGGAGCAGAAAAUAAUCAUUUACUUUUUAUAACGAUUAGGUUGAAGAUAAUGAACUCAGGUAUUAGACACUCAAAAAAAACAAGAAAGAAUAAUGA